Fraxinus pennsylvanica is the source of this 801-nucleotide messenger RNA. Lineage: Eukaryota; Viridiplantae; Streptophyta; Magnoliopsida; Lamiales; Oleaceae. The record is from the annotation of a GenBank genome assembly.
AUGGGAAGAAAGUGCUCACAUUGUAGACACAGAGGUCAUAAUUCAAGGACUUGUACCAUUUCUAGAUGGUCUGUUAAUGGUGGACUAAGGCUAUUUGGAGUACAACUUGAACUAUCAUCUCCUUCGUCCAUUCCCAUCAAGAAAUGCUUCAGCGUGGAUUGCUUGUCGUCAUCCCCCUUGCCUGCAGCAUCCCCGUCUUCUUCGCUAUCUUCCAUAGUUUCAAUCAACGAAAAAUCCGAUAAGGCAUUUGUUGGUUCUCUCUCUGAUGGUCACUUAGCCCAAGUUAAGGAAAGAAGGAAAGGAAUUCCAUGGACUGAAGAAGAACACCGAAUGUUCCUAAUUGGGCUUGAGAAGCUAGGAAAAGGAGAUUGGAGGGGAAUUUCAAGAAACUUUGUAACUACAAGAACCCCAACACAAGUUGCCAGUCAUGCUCAAAAGUAUUUUCUCCGGCAAGCCAGUUUGUGUAAGAAGAGACGGUCCAGCCUUUUCGACAUGGUUAGUGAUGCUAAUUCAAGGACAAAUUCGAAUCAGGAAGUUGGACAAGAAGAUGGUAUUUGUCCCCUGAUUGACCUGAAUUCAUUUGGUCAAGACAACAAGUGGAAUGAUCAAGAAUGUGAAAAUUGUCGAAUAGCUUCCAACCUGAAUUCGAGCAGCUCCCUUUGUGCAUAUGGAUCUCUCAACUCUUCUUCCAUGGAAACAAGAUAUAGUUCUGCAAAUGUUGUAGCUCCUGAUUUAGAUUUGACUCUCUCAGCUCCAAAAACAGUGGAAAAAAAUGAAUCCUCUCCUAUUAGUGUUAUUUGA